Neomonachus schauinslandi (Hawaiian monk seal) is the source of this 1284-nucleotide messenger RNA. It is a transcript of the gene HTR3B, whose product is annotated as 5-hydroxytryptamine receptor 3B. Gene Ontology annotation, biological process: chemical synaptic transmission; nervous system process; signal transduction. Gene Ontology annotation, cellular component: postsynaptic membrane; synapse; neuron projection. Gene Ontology annotation, molecular function: extracellular ligand-gated monoatomic ion channel activity; transmembrane signaling receptor activity; neurotransmitter receptor activity. The transcript is spliced from 9 exons. Lineage: Eukaryota; Metazoa; Chordata; Mammalia; Carnivora; Phocidae. The coding region runs from base 1 to 1284 and encodes 427 amino acids. The record is from RefSeq and is a predicted model, not a curated record.
AUGGCAGGAGAAAUCCUAGCCAUAGAUAUGCCUCAUCCCAGGAAUCCUGCUCUGUAUCGUCUCACCAAGCAGCUACUCCAGAAAUAUCACAAGGCAGUGAGGCCAGUUCACGACUGGACUGAGGCCACCACCGUGUAUCUGGAUGUGUUUGUCCACGCCAUAUUGGAUGUGGAUGCACAGAACCAAAAAUUAAAGACAAGUAUAUGGUACCAUGAGGUUUGGGAUGAUGAGUUUUUAUCCUGGACCCCCAGCAUGUUUGAUGAGAUUAGAGAGAUCUCUCUUCCUCUAAGUGACAUCUGGGCCCCUGACAUCAUCAUUAAUGAGCUUGUGGACAUUGAAGGAUCACCCGACCUUCCGUAUGUCUAUGUGAACUCAUCUGGGACCAUUAAGAACUCUAAGCCUAUCCAGGUGGUUUCUACAUGCGGUUUAGAGACCUACACGUUUCCAUUUGACAUCCAGAACUGCAGCCUGACCUUCAGUAGUGUCCUGCACACAGUGCAAGAUGUCAACCUGGCCUUCCUCAGGAGCAGAGAAGACAUUAAGCAUGACAAGAAGGAAUUUUUGAAUGACAGUGAGUGGGAACUUGUCUCUGUGUCCUCAACGUACAGCAUCCUGCAGAGCAGCGCUGGAGAUUUUGCCCAGAUUCAGUUUAAUGUGGUGAUUCGCAGGCGUCCGCUGGUCUAUGUUGUGAGCCUGCUGAUUCCCAGCAUCUUCCUAAUGCUUGUGGAUCUGGGGAGCUUCUACCUACCACCCACCUGCCGUAUCAGGAUUGUGUUCAAGAGCAGCGUGCUGGUGGGCUACACCGUCUUCAGGGUCAACAUGUCCGACGAGAUGCCAAGGAGCGCACUGAGUACCCCUCUGAUUGGAGUCUUCUUCACGGUCUGCAUGGCCUUCCUGGUUAUCAGCUUAUUUAAGUCCAUCCUGCUGGUCAGAUUACUCCAUGAUGAGUGGAGCCAUGGGCAGGAGUGGCCCCUCUUGUGCCUUCGAGGGGACACUGAUGCUGAUGGGCCUAGAAUGGAUCCCAGAGCCCAGCUUGCUGGGGUACCAGAGCCCCCGAUCUGUCGAGAGCACCAGGUGCAGCCAGGGAGCCUGAAGGAAGUCUGGUUCCAGCUUAAGUCCAUCAGCACCUACUUCCAAACCUGGGAGCAGGCGGACCGGCAGGGGGUUAAGUGGCUGGCCCUCCUGGAACGUUUUGACCGACUGCUCUUUCAAGCCUACGCCGUCAUGCUGGGCCUCUAUACCGUCACCCUGUGCUCCCUCUGGGCACUGUGGGGCAGCUCGUGA